Messenger RNA from Puntigrus tetrazona (Sumatra barb), 4509 nucleotides. It is a transcript of the gene pdzd7a, whose product is annotated as PDZ domain containing 7a. Gene Ontology annotation, biological process: sensory perception of sound; auditory receptor cell stereocilium organization. Gene Ontology annotation, cellular component: stereocilia ankle link complex; plasma membrane; stereocilium tip. The record is from RefSeq and is a predicted model, not a curated record. Gene Ontology annotation, molecular function: protein binding. The coding region runs from base 492 to 3311 and encodes 939 amino acids. Lineage: Eukaryota; Metazoa; Chordata; Actinopteri; Cypriniformes; Cyprinidae. The transcript is spliced from 15 exons.
CACUGGGGCCUGGGAGGACCAGAUGACUGACUUCUGCCAAGCAAAGCUCCACUGGCAGAGAGGAGGGACUCCUGCCUAAUGCCCCGUCUAAGCCACAGACUUUCAACCCCGAGCCACUAUUACACAUCGUCUUUUCUGUGGGAGUCUUUCUCGAACAAUGCGCAUAAGGAUACGCCACUUUUUGGAUGAUAGAAUUUGUUUAUCAGCUGUUCCGUGAAAUGAUUAUAAUUAUGUCAGAGUCCUUUGGAUCAGUUCACUCUGUGAACACCAGUCACAACGUGGCUUGUAAUAUAGAGUAAACGAUGCUGGAUUCAUAGCAGUGUCUUCCUGCACCGCUGCAGUGGAGUUUUCUUUUGUGGAUCUAAUCCCGUGGACUGUAAUCCUUGUGGCUGGCAUUGACCCACUGGACCUCUAGUUUUCCUCCUCCACCCUCUUUCCCUUUAGAAGCUCAGGCCCUGGAUGAGGGUUAGAGGGGUGGUCGGCACUUUGCUAUGGCUCAUUCGUCUGACACGGCACGCAAAGACAUGACGAAUGGGGCUCAUCCCAGUGCCCAGCCAGGGCCCUCGGGCACUUCUACUCUCCCACGCUAUCUGCACAAGAAGCAGCAGCGCCAGAGAGGAGUGAGAUCUUCCUCUCCUAUGGGCAGGGUCAUCCUCAUCAAUGCACCUGUUGAUGGUGGGGAUGACAGUGAAGACAUCCACACAAUUACUGUGGACAAAAGUGAGGAUGGCAGGCUGGGCUUCAGCGUGCGGGGAGGCUCUGAACACGGCCUGGGAAUCUUUGUCAGCAAAGUGGAGGAUGAGAGCUCCGCAGAGUUGGCAGGCCUGUGUGUCGGGGAUAAGCUAGUCGAGGUGAAUGGCAUAAGUCUGGAGAGCAUCACCAUGAGCAGCGCAGUAAAAGUCCUGACAGGAAAUAAUCGUCUGCGCAUGGUGGUAAGACGUGUUGGGAAGGUGCCUGGUAUCCGCUAUUCGAAAGAAAAGACUACAUGGGUUGACCUGAUCCACCGAAGGAUGGUAGUGGAAGAAAGUGGUCGCACCCCUUCAGAGGCCAGUUCAGAUGGAGCCCUGCGCAGAAUAGUUCACCUCUACACAACCUCAGAUGACUACUGCCUGGGCUUCAACAUCCGCGGUGGCAAAGAGUUUGGCCUGGGCAUCUACGUCUCAAAGCUGGACCCCGGUGGCCUGGCAGAGCAAAAUGGAAUUAAAAUGGGGGAUCAGAUUCUGGCAGCCAAUGGAGUGAGUUUUGAGGACAUCACACACAGCAAUGCAGUAGAAGUGCUAAAGAGUCACACUCACGUGAUGCUGACCAUUAAGGAAGCUGGCCGAUAUCCUGCUUACAAGGAGAUGGUGGCAGAGUACAGCUGGCUUAAUAAAUUGGCUAAUGGAGGCCAGCCCUCCUCCUCCCAGGGUUCAGACUCCUACUCCUCCACUUCCUCUCUCUCCUCCGGGACGCCGGUCAGCUCUCUCAGCGGCCUCUCGCAGGUCAUGUUCCCCCCUGUAUUCGGCUCAGAGAUGGUGGAUGUGUGCAUCUCUACCGAGGACCGCUCACGUCGCCCCAGCUCUGAACGGAUAGAGACCGCCAUCCAAACGGACCCACCGGAGCCGGACGCCACAUCAAGAUCUAGUAGGGUCUUAACCACAGAAACCAGCCGAACGGUUGGUGAAACUGUCCUGUUAAAAGACACGGUGAUCCGCAGCGGGACUGCCAAAUCUCGGACAAGGACGUUCUCUGCUGGGGAUAAAGAGACUUUGGACUCUGCUAAAACGGCGGUCCUGAUGGCCCUGAGCAAGCCUCGCAAACCCAUCCGCCGAUCCCAGAGUCACAUCACUGUGUCAGAGGACAAGCUGAAGAAAAGGAAGCAUCAAAAGGACAAGGUAGAGACAGAAAGGAGCACCCUGCAGCGCUCCAAAACCUUUGUCAGCUUGCUCUUUAAAAGCGGACGCAGGAGGGAAAGGUCGUCCUCUAGAGACAGGAAGGACAAAGGGACAGGGGACGGACACAGAGGAAGAUCCAAAUCCCCGAAACAUUUAGAUAACGAACCUGGUAAAGAGCGGGGUCGACCCAUAAUUAACCUGUUGAGUUCUCCCAGAGAGACUCGUGCAGGCGUGAGGGAGCACAGCCCCAUCCCCAGCCCCGAGACCAUGGCCCUGUUGGAGGAUAUGGCCCGCAAACUGCUCAACGAGGAUGAGGUAGCGGCUGUCAUGAGACACUGUAAAAGGUUUCUAGUUGAUCGUGUGGUUGAGGAUCUGGUGCGCCCCCUGCUGGCCAUCUUGGACAAGCCUGAGAAGCUCCUGCUGCUGAGGGAGGUUAGAAUGAUCAUCCCUCCCACGGACCUGGGCCGGUUUGACAGCAUGGUUUUGCCCUUUGAGCUUGAGGCCUAUGACAUACUAAAAAACCGCUCUGUAAGGUCUCCUGUCCUACGUUCUCCACGUCAUGGUGGAACACCUCGUCGUCAUCUAAUAACUCCAAUCCCAGAUUACCGUGGCGGAUUCCACCUUCAGCCGGUGCAGGAUCUGGAGAGAGAACGGCAGCUCAUUGAAGAUCUGGAACGGCUGCGUUUGGCAGGUUUACCGACCGGACGACUUCCUCCUCCUCGAGCUUUCACUCCUCUCCUGGAUGUACCAGUGGACACUUACAUCACAGACUCGCUCCGUAAUCGCUCACUGAGCCCCGCUCGGCCCAGCUGGACUCACUCGGAGUCUCCUCACGGCACGGGACGCGUCGGACGCUCACCCCAGAGAAGAGACAGCGUUUUCCCCAGGACAUCACACCAUGACUCUUUAUCCAGCAGGGGUGAUUCUGCCCCUGAGCGAGGGAGAUCUCCUUAUAGGAAUGGACAUCGAAUGAAAACAGACAAAUCCCAGAAUGGUAAAGAGGUAAAGCAUACUGUAAUGAGUGCACAACGCCGGAGCAGGACACCACUGACACAGGUGUUUGCGCCCAGCUCGGAUCAGGACUGGAAAGAACCAGUGAAUGGACAUUCAGACAGCCAAGAAACCCCACCAGAGCAGGAGUAUGAACUAACCACAGUUACUAUUUCUAAGACCAAACAGUCCCUUGGAAUAAGCAUCUCAGGUGGGAUUGAGUCAAAGGUGCAGCCAAUGGUGAAAAUAGAGAAGAUCUUUCCAGGAGGAGCAGCAUCUACUAGUAACGUUCUAAAGGCUGGAUUCGAGCUGAUGUCGGUUGACGGAGAGUCCCUCCAAGGUGUUACACAUCAGCAUGCGGUGGAUGCCAUUCGAAGGGCUUUCAGCAACAAGGCCAAAGACCCCAUGGAGUUUAUCGUCAAAGUUCCCAAGAACCCGAGGGACUGACUGAAAACAGCCUAAAACUCAAUGAGUUUGCAGUAAAGGCCUCAGUAUACUUACGGCAAAGUUCUCUUUCAUUCUUCAGGAAGUAAAAGUAAAAGGAAGUUUGAAAUACGCAAUGCCUGAAAAUCAUGAGAGCAGCGAUUAGAUGAAUAUGUAAUCAUGAGCAACACACUCUUUUCUCAAUAACAAAAUAAAUACAAAAAGACAGAAUUAAGCAGUUAAAAACAGCAGUUAAAGGGACGGUGCACCCUACUGUAUUAUAUAAUUGCCACGGACCAAUGAGAGUUUGAAGAUGCUUACAGCCGAAGAAAACUUUUCUGUCAAGUUGCUUUGAAUUCCAGAAACAAACUCUAACUUUUGGCCUGAUUUUGUUUAGAAAGAUAUUACACCAGUUCUUGAAUUUUGCUUGAAGUAUAUCAGGGUCUUAGUUCUGCAGUGUAUAAAUGAAGGACACAUGCUUGGUUUGAAGGAGAAAUCAAGGCAUCAUGUCCGGUAGAGCAAGAAUCCAAAAAUGGGCUUCCAGAGAGUGCUAUUGGCCAUUUACAGAUGCUGACCUUAUCCCUUCCUGUUGAAAGUUAUUUGCUUUUGAAUCUGUUCUUUUUCUAUUUUCAAUUCAUUCCAUAAAGUCUAAUUAAACAGUCAUAACUCAUCAUUUCCACCAUUAAACGAUCUGAAACCCUGUAUAAACAUGAGAUAUUAAGGGUUUCUAUUUUUGGUUGCAGUUUAAGCCUGGAGCUAGAUAAGAGUGGACUGACAUGACAUGCUUAUAAUCAUAAGUCAUAACACUAUACCCAUCCAUCUGGGUUACAGUCAUGCCUGAGAGAGAUUACACACAGCCACAGUAUGGAUUGAGAUUGAGAUUAGGUCUUUUUUUCUUUCUUUUAAAUUGCUGGUUUGGUUUAGUGAAUGUCUGGGGGAUUAUUACAAAUGAGUAUCUCUGUCUCAGUUCACAUGCUAUGCUCUAAGAGAAUUUCUAUUUUUGGCAACUUAUGCUUAUACUUAGCAUUUCUUUUUUAUAUUUGUGCCUUAAAGCUGCACAUAUGGACUGUGCAAUUGAGAUCUAAACGUUGUGAUGAUUGUAAGAUCAGUGUUAUAUACUGAACGUUUUUCUCUGUACGCAUCUGAAAAGCAUCUGGUCUGCAUUUUUGCAAUUUGUUUUAUUACAAGUCAUUGUGUGAUUAUAAAUAAAAAGGUUAAAUAU